UGUUCAAUGUUUGCUACAGCCCAAAAUCUGUUGUUUUAUUACUAAACUCAUUGCAAAAACAAUUGUAACCCAAAUCGAUUUACCUCUACGUUAUGUUUAAAUAUCUGGGUUUUGACAGUAUGCUUUAGCAUGUUCACUGAACACGUUUGCAGUGCAAUGCAACUGAGAAAAAACUGAAUUAAUUCAAACAUUUUGAGGGGCAAGGAAACGCUGCUCAUCAUUAACCCAUAGAGAUCCGUUCGUCGUGCUGUCAUCGAGCUCUGCAGCCUUUUAUGCCGAAUGUCUGCUCAGAAAAAGAGAGAAUCAUCACAGCUGAGAAAAAGCCAUGUGUACAGGCUUUUACACGUAUGGUGAAGGUUUGGAGGCAAGGAUGCACAGGUCAUGCUUGGUGUAUGGACUAUGAAAGGAGGACUGCCUACUACAUAGGCUACAGGCAGGACUACAGACAAGAUUUUAAGACUACAUACAAAUGCUGUCGUGGAUGGUCCCAGUUCAAUGCAGAGGCAGGCUGCCUCUAUCAUUCCAUGAGAGGGAUUCUGGCUUUGUUGCUGUUGUCAAUCAUGAACAGAAACUUUUCAUCAGAUGCUCAUUUUGGGGACCAGCAACAUUUCAAUAGACUCUUUAUCUUUGUUCAGGAUGGUUCAGGAUUGUUGUUUGGGCACAAUGGAACUCACUUCCACUACAAUCGUAUAGAACAGCCUCCAGGUGCAUCAGUAGAACAUAACCACUCUAAGGUCACAGCAGGGCUGAUAGGGCAGUUAAAUCCCUUUCCUUACACUGCAGGAUCAGUGUUCCCUUAUGGCAUUUCUGUGAAACAUCAAUACCUAAGAGAGGAGGAGGGAGGAGCAGAGACAGACAGGAGGGUGGGACUGCAGAGGCCUGCCCUGGACACAGGCGAUGGAGACAUAAUAGGAGAGACAGAGCCACGAGAAACUACAUGUCUGUCCAUGCCGAGAGAGUGA
Molecule: messenger RNA, 962 nt
Organism: Sinocyclocheilus grahami
Lineage: Eukaryota; Metazoa; Chordata; Actinopteri; Cypriniformes; Cyprinidae
Exons: 7
Coding region: 273-962 (229 amino acids)
Molecular function (GO): protein binding
Source: RefSeq, a predicted model, not a curated record